AUGGAGUCAGUGUCAGUCUGGGGCUUUCAGGCUCUCCAGAGCUGCGUGACACGCUACACCGCCGCCUCAAGUGUCCAAAUUUUUUCCUGUUCCCUCUGUGAUGCCACCAAGCAGUUUCUGGAAGAGAUUAACAAGUGGACUGGACAGUACAAUGUGUCUCCGCUUUCCUGGAACGUUGCUGUCAAAUUUCUCAUGGCCCGGAAGUUUGAUGUCCUCAGAGCCAUUGAGCUGUUUCACUCCUACAGGGAAACGAGACUGAAGGAAGGAAUUGUGAAGCUGAAACCUCACGAGGAACCUCUGCGCUCUGAGCUGCUCAGCGGGAAGUUCACCAUCCUUAGUGUGCGGGACCCAUCUGGGGCUUCUAUUGCACUCUUCACUGCCAAGUUACACCAUCCCAAUAAAAGUGUCCAACACGUGGUGCUUCAGGCUCUGUUUUACCUGCUAGACAGAGCUGUAGAGAGCUUUGAAACCCAGAGGAAUGGCCUGGUAUUCAUCUAUGAUAUGGCUGGGUCCCAGUACACCAACUUUGAACUGGACCUCAGCAAGAAAAUCCUCAACCUGCUGAAGGGAGCCUUCCCAGCUCGCCUCAAAAAGGUGUUCAUCGUGGGAGCUCCUAUGUGGUUCCGAGUCCCAUACUCCAUCAUCAGCCUCCUGCUGAAAGAGAAGCUGCGGGAGAGGGUACAGAUGGUGAAGAUGGCAGAGUUGAAGGAGCACUUGCCCAGGGAGUGCCUCCCUGAAUACCUGGGUGGAUCCCUCAGGCUGGACCCUCUCAGCUGGAACUGUCGGUUCCUACCCCAGCAGAAUGGCCACCCAGACCCUCUGGAUGAGCUCAUCUUAGUGCCACUGGUUUCCCCCAAGGACAAUGGCUCAGUGCAUGUUCCAGGACCAAAGUCUGUGACUGUUCAGGAACUGAUGGACCAUGUGAAUCGAAAGCAAAAACGGGGAAUCUAUGAGGAGUACGAAGAUAUCCGGCGUAGAAGCCCUGCAGGGACCUUCAUCUGCUCUUUGGCUCCGUAUAACCAGGAGAAGAAUCGAUAUGGUGAUGUGCCGUGCCUGGACCAAACCCGAGUGAAGCUGACCAAGCAGUUCAGUCGCCCGGAGCUGACAGACUACAUCAAUGCUAGCUUUAUGGAUGGCUACAAGCAAAGGAAUGCUUACAUUGGUACUCAAGGACCUCUGGAAAACACCUAUUGCGACUUCUGGCGCAUGGUUUGGGAGCAAAAUGUUCUGGUGAUUGUCAUGACAACUAGGCUGGAGGAGGGAAACAGGAAGAAGUGUGGCCAAUAUUGGCCCCUAGAGAAAGACUUCCGAGUGUGCUAUGGGACUCUCACUGUCACCAACCUUGGGGUGGAAAACCUGAAUCAUUACAAGAAAACCAUUCUGGAAAUCUAUAACACUGAGAACAGAGAGCGGCGCCUGGUGUCUCAUUUCCAGUACUUGAGUUGGCCGGACUAUGGCGUCCCCUCAUCAGCUGCCACUCUCAUCGACUUCCUGGGAGCUGUGAAGCAGCAGCAGAGGGUUGCAGUCAGUGCCCUGGGGCCACGUUUCAAAGGUCACCCAGGAGGGCCACCAAUAGUGGUCCACUGCAGUGCCGGCAUUGGCCGUACAGGUACGUUCUGUGCACUGGACAUCUGCCUCUCGCAGCUCCAGGAUGUGGGCACGCUGAACGUGCACCAGACGGUGAUGCGGAUGAGAACACAGAGAGCCUUCAGCAUCCAGACCCCUGAGCAGUACUAUUUCUGCUACACGGCCAUAAUCGAGCAUGCUCGGCGCGAGAGUCUGCUGCCCUCCAACCACACGCGAGCAGGCCAGGAGAAGAGCUAAUCGGGGCGUGGGGCCCCCAUCCCUGAUGGCAGGGACUUGCUCUGUCAAUCACGAUCAGCCCACCCUCCUCAUGACUAGUCCAAAUUCAGUGGAGCCUUCGGGUUGUGACCAUCAGUGAUGCUGAGACAAACUUCUUUGUUGUAAGGCUCCCGUUGACCUUUCUUUGGCUAGCUGGUUAUGACCCGUCUCAGAGUAGCCACUGACUAGCAGCUCAUGUUUCUAAAGUUUAGCACCUACCAUUGAACUGUGCCUUAUUAAAACCAAAUCGUGGCUGCCACAUGCCAGGGGUAACUAGAGAGGAGUGGGAAGAGGAUUUGCUUCUCACAUUGGUGUCUUUUUUUUUUUUUUUUUUUUUUCCAUGGGACCACCUGAAAUACCCAUAGAGAGGACUUGACUUGAAUAUCCAUCCUAGAAACCAUUUCCAGUACCACCCUUGCCUAGGGUUUAGAAAAGGCAUGUACUUCAGUCUUACCUGCCACUAAGCGUGAGUGUCUGUAUGUAUGUGUAUAUAUAAUAUAUCCUUGAUGUGUUCGGGUCUAGCCUACAUACGUAUUAUAUAGAUACAUAUAUAUGAGCGCGCCUGUCUUUAGCAGCUUGCAGGGCUCAGUCUUGUAAUGUUGUCUCACUGCUGUGAUCUCGAGUGACAAGCGAUAGCCUUGCAGUGGUAACAGUGCAACGAUGUUACUGGCUCUUUCCUUUCCUUUCACUCCUUGAACACAGCUUUAGGGAUGCAAGCACUUGCCAGGAACCAUGCACACUGGUGUACAGAGUGGGGUGCGUAUCAUACCAGCAUGUUCUUGUUGGACUGGUGCUGUGCAGGGAAUCAGCACUCCUGUAAGCUGGUGAGAUGCUGCCAGGGCCACAUGGUGCAUCCUUCUUCCCAGAGGUUGUUAGGGAUCGCUUAACAUGACCUGUCUUGCUAUUGUGCAACUGCUCUCUCUUCCCCUUGCCUGUCUUGCUUUGGUUCAGAGGGGUGGGCCAGUUUUCCCAGGAGCAGGGCAUUGCAGAUUUCCUCAUGACAAAAGGAUGUUGCUGCCCUGGGACGGACUCCCCCGCUGCUUCCAGGGAGGCCAGUCGGUACGAAGUGCUGCAGGGCAGAGGGUGCAAGCUGCUGUCAGAACUACUGGGCUUUCCUUGAUGGCAGUAAUGUUCUGCAGUUGGAGUUUGUGCUUUUCUAGGGUCCCACCCGUCCCAGCCAUACUUCACCAGGGGUGAGUGGUAGCAGCUCCUAGUGCCAAGCAAAAGCCAAAACCAUCCGAAGGCAGGGAAAUCAGAAACCUCAGAGUAGCUGGUGUCCCCUUCCUCCACGCAGCACCCAGUCUGCCAAGGAUCGGUGCUGAGCCCAUAUUUUGUCCCAGCCUUCUUAAGGUGCUGCUGGGAUCUCUGACUAUCUAUCAUGCCCCCCUGUUCCCUGCCCCGGGAGGUGAGGCUGGCAGCUGAGUGGACCUCAGUAAUUUUAUACUGUAAUAAGCUCUUUGAAUGUGUAUAUUCUUAUUUUUACAAUCUUUUUUUGUUUUGUUUUGGGGUUUUUUUGGUUUUGUAUUUAACGUGAACUUGAUCAGAGCCAGAAAUAACUAUAAAUGUUCCUAUUCACUCUCGUAUGGUGAUGCAGUUUUUGUAUUGACAUAUAAAUACACCUACAGAUGA
This is a messenger RNA of Gavialis gangeticus (Gharial), 3471 nucleotides long. It is a transcript of the gene PTPN9, whose product is annotated as protein tyrosine phosphatase, non-receptor type 9. The transcript has 14 exons. The record is from RefSeq and is a predicted model, not a curated record. Bases 1 to 1824 code for a protein of 607 amino acids. Gene Ontology annotation, biological process: protein dephosphorylation. Gene Ontology annotation, molecular function: protein tyrosine phosphatase activity. NCBI's taxonomy places the organism in Eukaryota, Metazoa, Chordata, Crocodylia, Gavialidae.